Messenger RNA from Sorex araneus (European shrew), 6763 nucleotides. It is a transcript of the gene MID2, whose product is annotated as midline 2. The record is from RefSeq and is a predicted model, not a curated record. The transcript has 10 exons. Gene Ontology annotation, molecular function: zinc ion binding; protein binding. The coding region runs from base 196 to 2343 and encodes 715 amino acids. NCBI's taxonomy places the organism in Eukaryota, Metazoa, Chordata, Mammalia, Eulipotyphla, Soricidae.
GCGGCCUAGAGCGGCGGCGGCGGCGGCGGCGGCGGCGGCGUUGGCCCGGGAGCCCGCGCCCCUGCUGGAGCCGGGGGCCGCGGAAGCCGGCGGGCGCCUCGGGACGCGCGGAGAUGGCCGGCAGCCCGGGACGCUCUGGGUGAAAGCCCAGCCUCUGUGGUUCUUAAUGCCUCAGCAGGAUUAUUUUCACUAAAGAUGGAAACACUGGAGUCUGAAUUGACCUGUCCAAUCUGUCUAGAGUUGUUUGAAGACCCCCUUUUGCUCCCUUGUGCUCAUAGCCUCUGCUUCAGCUGUGCCCAUCGCAUCUUGGUCUCCAGCUGCAGCUCUGGUGAAUCCAUUGAACCCAUUACAGCUUUCCAGUGUCCUACGUGCAGGUAUGUCAUCUCACUGAACCAUCGUGGUCUGGAUGGCCUCAAGAGGAAUGUGACCCUGCAGAACAUUAUUGACCGUUUCCAGAAGGCUUCAGUCAGUGGGCCCAAUUCUCCAAGUGAGAGCCGCCGGGAGAGGACUUACAGGCCCAGCCCCGCCAUGUCUAGUGAGCGAAUUGCUUGCCAAUUCUGUGAGCAGGACCCGCCCAGGGAUGCCGUGAAAACAUGCAUCACAUGUGAGGUCUCCUACUGUGACCGUUGCCUCCGGGCCACGCACCCCAACAAGAAACCUUUCACCAGCCAUCGCCUGGUGGAACCUGUGCCAGACACACAUCUUCGAGGGAUCACCUGCCUGGACCACGAGAAUGAAAAAGUGAACAUGUAUUGUGUAUCUGAUGACCAAUUGAUCUGUGCCUUAUGCAAACUGGUGGGGCGUCACCGAGACCAUCAGGUCGCGUCCCUGAAUGAUCGGUUUGAAAAACUCAAGCAAACUCUGGAGAUGAACCUUACCAACCUGGUUAAGCGCAACAGUGAAUUAGAAAAUCAAAUGGCCAAACUAAUUCAAAUCUGCCAGCAGGUUGAGGUGAAUACUGCUAUGCAUGAGGCAAAACUUAUGGAAGAAUGUGACGAGUUGGUAGAGAUCAUCCAGCAGAGGAAACAAAUGAUUGCUGUCAAAAUCAAAGAGACAAAGGUUAUGAAACUGAGAAAGUUGGCACAGCAGGUUGCUAACUGCCGCCAGUGUCUUGAACGUUCAACAGUCCUCAUCAACCAAGCGGAGCAUAUUCUAAAAGAAAAUGACCAGGCACGGUUCCUCCAGUCGGCAAAAAAUAUUGCUGAGAGGGUCGCUAUGGCAACUGCAUCCUCUCAAGUUCUGAUUCCAGACAUCAAUUUUAAUGAUGCCUUUGAAAAUUUUGCUUUGGAUUUUUCCAGAGAAAAGAAACUGCUGGAAGGGCUCGAUUAUUUGACAGCCCCAAACCCACCAUCCAUCCGAGAGGAACUCUGUACUGCCUCCCACGACACCAUUACCGUCCACUGGAUCUCGGAUGAUGAAUUCAGCAUCAGCUCCUAUGAGCUUCAGUACACCAUAUUCACUGGCCAGGCUAACUUCAUCAGUAAGUCAUGGUGUAGUUGGGGCCUGUGGCCAGAGAUAAGGAAAUGUAAGGAAGCAGUAAGCUGCUCAAGAUUGGCCGGGGCGCCACGAGGCCUGUACAAUUCAGUGGAUAGCUGGAUGAUUGUGCCCAACAUCAAACAGAACCAUUACACAGUGCAUGGACUCCAGAGUGGGACUCGCUACAUCUUCAUUGUCAAAGCCAUAAACCAGGCAGGCAGCCGGAACAGCGAACCUACCAGACUCAAAACAAACAGCCAACCCUUUAAACUGGAUCCCAAAAUGACACACAAGAAAUUGAAGAUCUCCAAUGAUGGGCUGCAAAUGGAGAAGGAUGAGAGCUCUCUGAAGAAGAGUCAUACCCCAGAGAGAUUUAGUGGUACAGGGUGCUACGGGGCAGCAGGAAACAUAUUCAUUGACAGUGGCUGCCACUACUGGGAAGUGGUCAUGGGUUCCUCAACAUGGUAUGCAAUUGGUAUUGCCUACAAAUCAGCUCCCAAGAAUGAAUGGAUUGGCAAGAAUGCUUCAUCAUGGGUCUUCUCUCGAUGCAAUAGUAACUUCAUAGUGAGACAUAACAACAAGGAGAUGCUGGUGGAUGUGCCCCCACAACUGAAGCGUCUGGGAGUCCUUCUGGAUUACGACAACAACAUGCUGUCUUUCUAUGACCCAGCUAACUCUCUUCAUCUUCAUACUUUUGAUGUGACCUUCAUUCUUCCAGUUUGUCCAACAUUCACAAUCUGGAACAAAUCCCUAAUGAUCCUAUCUGGCUUGCCUGCCCCAGAUUUUAUUGAUUACCCUGAGCGGCAGGAAUGCAACUGCAGGCCUCAAGAAUCCCCUUAUGUUUCUGGGAUGAAAGCUUGCCAUUAAGUUACAAGAGAGCAUAUAAUUCACUGGCUCUCCAGUUCAGCAGUUUUUCCACUUCUAAAACCUCAGUUAGUGUUCAAUAUACAAGAUACAAAAUAAAGUUUAUUUCAAUCAUUUAAAAUAACUAGAUAUUCUAGAUUUGAUUUGUGUGCAUUUAAGCUUGUAUUCAAAUCAAUGUAUUGAGUGUCUCAGAACAAAUGAUCUGAGUAGCCUGGGUUCAAGCCAUUGAAGAAAAAUAUUGUAGAGAAUUCCUCUUGUCAUUGGAGAUGUGACAAUUCCCAAUGAUGCGAGACUAUAACUGAUACUGAAGGAAGUUAGGCUCAUUCUAGGUAAAUAAUGUAGAACGAUGCUCCAAACAGGGAAUAGCCACAUGGAAAAUAAGGGUGGGUGGGGCAUCAGCCUUUCUAGUACUGGCUAAUUUAGCCAAGUAGAAUUUUGAAGUGUCAGAUGAUCAUGUACUAUAUAUAGCUUUUGAUAAAAUCUGCAAUCAAGCAUUUGUUAGAAAGAAAACAUGUAUCAUGUAUAUAUAAUAUAUUAAAUGAAUAUAUAACACAUAUUAUAUAUUCAUUUUAAUUAUAUAUGCAUCAUAAACUUUUUCAUUUGUUCAUUGAGUGAGAAAUAUACUGAAAGAAAAAAUAAAUUAUCUUAUCCAUUUUUGUCCACUAAAAGGAACACUAACUCCAUCAACAUUUACCUUUCCUCUUUCCCUUCCUCCCUCUUAUAAUGCAAUCCCACAAGUUCAGGAAUGACUAGCACAGUGGGAAGGGGUCUGGGUGGGAUAAAAAGAGAUUGGGAAACAUAUUGCACAGGAGAUGGAGGCUACUUUUGGAUGAAAAUGGAUCCUGGUAGAAAUAUUAUAUGUAGUGCAGUUCAAUUGAUACUAUUUAAUGAAGAUAGUUCUGAAUGGUUGAAAAUUGUGUCACAGAAUAUUCAAAGAAAUACAAUUUUACUACUUGGAUGGCUAUGCAGUUACUAGAAUUAGGCUUUUAAGAAAGUGAUUAUUGAGGACAGAGAACUGGUCUAGUGGUUACGGUGCUUGUGUUGCAUGCAGCAGACCUGAUUUGAUCUCCAGCACCAAAUGGUUCCCUUUGCACUCGCAGGGGUCACUCCCAACCCAGAGCUGGAAGUAGUCCCCAGGCACACCGGACGUGGCCCCAAAGCCCCCGAAAGAAAACAGUGAUUGACCGUAUUUACUAAUUUGUCAAAUGGACUGUUAUAACUUAUUUACAUAUAUGUGUAUCUGUAUCUUCAGAUAAAGAACUUUUUGAAAUGCUUAAGAAUGCUGAGAACAGUUUCCUGAAACAGGUGAAAAAAAUCAUUCCUCUUGCAAUAUUGUCAACAUCAGUCAGCUGCUGUGUUGACCCUUUUUGGCAAGUACAGCCUAAAUUCCAUCCUUGACCUCUUUGCUCCAAUCGAAGGGAAUCAGGCUUUAUGGGCUGUGAUUUUGAUAGUGCCACUGCAGGCAUUGGAGAUGGAAGAGCCAGAGCUUUCUUUCUCUUUUUCCAGGAGCCAAGUCUGCUUCAAGAAGCCUAUUCUGUGGGAGUUGUAAAAAUAUUACUGUUGUAUGCAGAACGAUAGCUGUUACAGGCCCCCAGAUUGGAGUCUUGAAAAAAUAUUUUAUUAAUUCACUCAACUAUCUACUAGAUGCCACGUACCAUACUGCUGCUGAAAUGUUGAUAAGUCACAAUUCCCUGUUUUCAAAGAGGUUUACCAUUCUCAGAGUGGGAGAGCAAAAUAGCUAUAUAAAUCACCUAAAUGACAGUUACUAUUUGUUAUGGAAAGCUAAACGGAUACAGGUGACAGGCUAAACUUAACGUAUCUAGUGGCAGAGUUAACUUUUUCAUUUUCAAAAUCAGGAUGUGUACGUACUUCCUGCUAAUCAGGAAAUGAGCAAACUCAGUAGGAUUCAGCCAUACUGGGAAAGAGCUUGUGAUGGAAAGCUCAUAGCUUUGGCUAAAAUGAUACUAUUUCCUCUGCCAUUUAAGGAUGAGAACUAGGGCAAGUACUUCAUUUGUCAGAGGCUGUUUCUUCUCUAUAAAAUAAUAUCUACCUCACAAGGCUGUUGCAAAGAUUAAAGAAGAUAGCACAUGUGAACUGCCUAGCACUGCGUCUAGCAUUUAGUAAAUGUGUAAGAAAUAUUAAUCUCCGCACACACUCCCUCAGUUUGGACCUCAGAAUUGGUCUUACCUACCCUGGUCUCUUCUAGAGACCAUCCCCAAAUUCUUAAAGCAAAGCAGAAAGAUGAUUUCCCCUUUUAUAUAACCUUAUCUAGCUCCUCUAGCAUCCCCUAGAAUUCAGUUUCUAAGGGUUUGACUUUAUGGGACCCUGUUUGCUUUCCUGGGUUUAUCUUUUGCCACUCCUUACACCCUUUCUUCCCAACACCUCAAGUUUUUCUAGCUGGGUUGAAAUUGUUUUUUGGUCCUGAAGCAGAGAAAUUAGUAACAAUUUUGAUGUUCACAGUAUAUAUAGCUGGAAUUGUUCUUAAGUUAAUGAAGUAGUACGAAAAUUCUCUGUGGUGGUGACAUUCCACUUCCACCCCACACAUUCAAUUUUUCCCAUAUUUUGUUCUUGGGUCAUCCACACUACUCAUUUGAUAUGUCCUUUAGAUUUUAGUGACUGGCAAUGCUUCAAUUUCCCUAGCCUUCAUUUGACUCUACCCCAUAAUACUUUUCCUACCCUGACAAUUGAGUCAGAUUGACUCCUGACACCUCCCCCAGACAGCACUCUGAGCCUGCAACAAUAAUCACAUGGUAGAGCUUUGUUUUCCAAAAUGCUGCCUUCUAUGUGAGAAUUGCCUUUUCUGUUUAUUUAAACAACUGCUUCUUGGACCCCAGCCCUGAUCUCCUUAAUUAGAAUAUCUGGGCACUAGGGUGGAAUGUGACAAUUUUGACAAGCUCCCCAGGUAAUUCUGAUGCACAAAAUUUAAUGUGAUAAUCACCUUCCUUCCUAGACACUGAAUGCCUUGAGGGGAGGGAUUGUAUUUUGUUCUUGUAAGUGAGUGGAGCAGAGUAGGUGUCUGGCUCAUGUUUAUUGAAUGAAUGUGUGACUGAACAAAUGAGUAAUCAAAGUUUUCCUCUUGUACUCUGAGAUCCACAUUGGUAUUUUGUUAUUUCCUGGGCUGAGAAACUUGGUUACUUACUUCUCCAUUUGGGCUGUAUUGAUGGUAUUUUGUGGAUGUUCUUGGACUCAUAUGUCUAAACAAACAUUGUCACCCUCAGAAACUUAGAAUUUCUCUUGGGAGAUAGUUUGCCGCAUGUGGCACUAUUCUGUUCAAUGCUUGUCUAUUCAAAUGUUAUUCUUUGAAAGUGGAUUUAGGAUUUGGAUAUAAUCAAAAGUCACUCCCAGCUAAGUCUACUGAGUAAAAUGGGAAAUUAGACUAGGAUAAGCAAUAAAGUUUCUGAGCCCAAUAACAAAAAGUGCUUUCCAGGAAAUAACAUGGAGGUAGAGUAUUCAGUGGAGACUUGCCUAGAACACUGGCAGUGCCAGGGACCUUAAGAGAAGUCAGUGACUACCUCUAGGUAAACCCAGUUGAACAAAGGGACUAGGGCAUGUAUUUAACACCUUCAGGGAAGGUGUUUCCAUAAAAAAUUGUUGUUUCUCUGUUCAAUCUAUGCUAUAAUUCUUUCUGUUAGAGUAUGUUAUAUUAUUUCUCUUCUGUGUGCAAUUUAUGCUUGUUUCCACAUUUUAUAUUGUCUUAUUGAAGAAAGCACAAAUAUAAUCACAAAGUCAAAAGAGUUAAGAGACUAUGAAAAAAAAUUUAUUUCCACAUUGGAGUUAUGGCUACUUGUAAGUAACAGUAACUGCAUCUGGAUGGUUUUUUUUAUCACAUAUUUCCAUUGUGUAACUUUGGAUGCAGUGAAAUUCAGAUUGCAGCAAAAUCACUUUCAUGUUCUUUUCAGCUAAAAUACACUAGGUCAAUUUUCUAAACUUCCAUGGUUUACUUAUUUAUAUAUGACUACCUGAAUGGACCAAUCCAUAGAUGGACUUUUUGAUAAGCUCAAGUAUUUGAUACCCUUUUCUUCACAAAAUGUGAGGCUGAUCAAUUAGAACAACUCAUUUAAUUCAAUAUCUGGGGUUAUUCGCAGCCUCAGAGUCACUGGGCUUAUAUCUGGCUAUGUAUUACAUGUUGGCUGGAUUGACUGCCAUCAGGUCAAAUAAAACUGCCUUUUAUGGUUUGAUCUACUGGCUUUAGACAUAUACUGUGUUAUUAUUGGCUAGAAUAUUUAUUCAACUAUUGUUGGACUAUUUUUUAUCAAAUGCUUUAUCCCCAGGCUUGUUUGUACUGGGAGAUCUGGACCAAUGCUGUCUCUCCUUGUGACAGAAAUCUGAGCAUCUGUGGAUUACACAGCCUCAUCCCUCUGCAAUAUCCCAGCCCAUCUGAAAUGCUAUAUUAUGAAUUAAAUAAAUAUCUAUGUAUUCAUGA